Messenger RNA from Danio aesculapii, 4675 nucleotides. It is a transcript of the gene dnajb2, whose product is annotated as DnaJ heat shock protein family (Hsp40) member B2. Lineage: Eukaryota; Metazoa; Chordata; Actinopteri; Cypriniformes; Danionidae. The record is from RefSeq and is a predicted model, not a curated record. Bases 115 to 1245 code for a protein of 376 amino acids. Gene Ontology annotation, molecular function: Hsp70 protein binding. The transcript has 9 exons.
CCGCGUCUUGGGAGUCGGACGGACUGUCGCUCCCCGGCUUCAUACCACAGAGGCUCAGCUCCUCCUGGCUGGAUAUACUUCUAAAAAAGGUGCUGAAGUAAGCUGAAGAGCGCAAUGGUGGAUUAUUAUGAUGUUCUGGGAGUGUCACGAAGUGCUUCUCCAGAUGACAUCAAGAAAGCGUACAGAAAACUGGCUCUGCAGUGGCACCCCGACAAAAAUCCAGACAACAAGGAGGAGGCAGAGAAAAAAUUCAAGGAGAUAGCAGAGGCCUACGAAGUUCUUUCAGACAAGAGCAAACGAGACGCUUACAACAGAUAUGGUAGAUCAGACAUGCCAAGUUCUGGCUCAGGUUCAUUUCCUGAUGACUUCCCAGGAUUCACCUUCACAUUCCGCAGUCCAGAUGAGGUGUUUCGAGAGUUCUUCGGAGGGCAGGACCCAUUCGCUGACUUUUUCGAUGAUUUCCCAUUUGGUGGAAUGCACAGUGGUUUUCACAGCUCCUCCAGACUUGGGCCUAAUCGCUUCUUCUCCUUUCCCUCAGCAAAUGCUGACUUCACCUCCUUCUCGUCUUCAUUGGGUGGGAUGGGCAGCAUGGGAGGGGCAAACUUCAAGUCCGUUUCUACUUCCACUCGUGUUGUUAAUGGAAAACGUCUUACUACAAAAAAGGUCAGAGAAAAUGGCCAGGAGAGAACAGAGGUUGAGGAGGACGGGGUUCUGAAAAGUGUCCUCAUCAAUGGUGUGGAGGACGAGAUGGCUUUAGCUCUGGAACUGAGUCGCAGAGAACAGUCCAGUGAGCCUCCCAGACAGUCCCAUCAGCCACUGCUCCGCCCCACCAAUCACAGCUCUCCAAACCCAGCCUUGCGCUCCUACAGCGCCGCCCCGUUCUACCACUCCCGCAAUGCCAAUGAAGAUGAGGAAGAUGAAGACCUGCAGAUGGCGCUGGCCUACAGCUUGUCGGAGAUGGAGGCACAGCAGCAGGCAGAGGACAUGAUCUCAGGUGCCGGGGGAGGGAGAGGGGGGAAAUCAGGUGACGGGACGGGUGGCGUUCAAAUAAACCAAUUCAUGAGAGAGGAAACGGAUGAUUCAGAUCAAAACACUCCUUCGUCUCCUGAGGACAGACUAACAGAACAGGGUCUGGCUAAAGGUUCAGAAGGUGUUAUUGUGCAGGACAGGGAGAAUGAUAAAAUGGCAGCCAAUGGGGCUAAUGUAGUGAAAAAGCGGAGGAAGUGUCAGUGUGUUGUCUGUUAGGAGAAAUAUGGAGAUUAAUCAUAUUUGUGUGUGCAAGUAGCAGUGCUAACUCUAUGUUUCCACCCUUUUUCAAAAUUAUUAUUGGGGUUUUGGAUUGUGCUUUGAGUUCAGUCUCUUGUGCCAUUGCGCAAGGAGGACUGUGCUGAAUUUAGAUAUUUUUUGCCUUGAGAUAUGUGCAAUAAGUGCCAAAUUGUGUUUAUUUUCCACAAAGACAGGACAUUUUAAGGUACUUUAUGCUAAAGUUUAGAGAGGCAAGCAUAAAAUAUCCUGCAACCUGACAGAUGUCACUGAAAUUGGUGUCUUGGGAUGUCAUUUGCCGGCCUUGACUCUGCAAACAGUUAAAAACAGUCAGGUUUCUUUUAGGCCACACAGAAACAGUUGAGGCCUGUGAAUCUUCUGGCAUCAGGCUGUCUGACAUGUUCUUGAAGGGGGCGAUAUUGGGAUAUUGGAAAGCAGGGAUACGGUUAGCAACAUGGCGAAAGUUAGCAUAAUGUCUCAAAUCAUUUAUUAAGUUUUUAAAUUCAUCAAUGAGUAUGACUUUUUACUCCCAAAGCAAUAAAUCGUGUACUUGCAUUAAUUCUCUGAUGAAUAUAAAGCAACAUAGGCUCAUUCUGACAACGUAGCCCUAUAUACAUUUCUGGAGAUCGUGAAUUAUGCGGCCAGAAGUACAUAUGGCUGCAUUUUGUCUUUAAAACAAAUGCUAACGGGGUGGUAUUCCUUUUCACGCUUACCAGUUGACCGCUUCCGUAUGGACGGCUUUCCCGCUGUUACAAGUUUGUCCAGUGGCUCACCCUGUAUGUCGGAAGACUUGAUAUGCAGAGAGGAGUCUGGUGAAGAACGGUUUCAGAAAGCUGGUAAAACAAAAACAUAAGCCACGAAGUAAAAUAAACAAGUAAACAACAGUGUGAGGAUGUGGUAAAAUCUGAAAAUGUGGUAAAAAUCAAGAGAGGGCUUUUCUUUUUCUGGAUUGCUUUUUAAAACUGUCGGUUGGGUUUAGAGACGUGGGUGGGCUGGGAAGGAAUAGGGUGGUUCAGUCAAUCAGUCAGUCAUUCAUUCUGUCAACAGUGGCAUCUGGUGCAUUACGUGAGAAAAGCAGGUGUGAGUGGCACUCGUGAGAGAAAUUUGAGAUUUGAAAAAGCAUACACAGCGGCCUCUGGUGGAUUCGCGAAAACAAAAACUGCAAAAAAAACGUACAUCCUGGGACAUAUUUGGUGCUCUCCAGAAAUGUAUAUAGGGGUACAUUUUCAGAAUGAGCCAGGGUUAAUAUAAAGAAAUAGCUACUAAGUUGCUGCAGUUUAAGGGCCUGUUCACACAGAUUGCGUUUUUCUUUUUAUGUGUGACCAUUACCGCACAUUUCCACUGGCACUUUGUAAGCAUUUUCAAGUCAUUCAUAUGGAAGGUUAGAGUAAAUGCUCAUAUAGUGCAUCAUGGGAUUAAAAGCAGCACAAAGAAAGCGUUGAAAGCAGCCGAGAGCAUCAGAAAUGUUGUGCAUUUCUCUAAUUUAUGCAAAUGCAGGGCGACAACCAAUCGCUAUGAAAAGUAGGCAAGGCAAGAUGUUGAUGUUUGUUUGCAAAAUGGUUGAUGAGCUGAAAUCACUUGCAUAAGCUCUUAUAAAAAAGUAACUUUAAUAAUUAAUACUUUACAACCUUAAAUAAAAAUACUUAACAAACUUUACCCCUACUGCAAAAGCAUGUAUGCCUGUGUUGAUGAUUUCUUCUAAACAGCCUUUGAACAAUGCACAUGUGAUAAAUGUUGUCUUCCACCUGGUUAAAACCGGUGUGUUCAGCCCUGACUUUGCCCUAGACUAAUCAGAGGAAUUCAGAAAAUUUUCAUAAGGAAAAAUUCAUUUAGUGUGAAGGAGCCCUAAACCAGUAACUAUUAAAUGAAUCGUUCACCUAAAGUUUCUGUUGAACACAAAAGAAGAUAUUUUGAAGAAAGUCAGAAACCUGUAACCAUCAACUUCCAUAGUAUUUGUUUUUCCUAAUAUGUAAGUCAAUGGUUGCAGGUUUUCAGCUUUCUUCAAAAUAUCUUCUUUUGUGUUCAACGGAAAAAGGAAACUCAUUAAAGUUUGAAACCACAUGAGAGUAGGUAAAUGGUUAGUUCAUAUUCAUUUUUUGGUGAAUUUUCCUUUUAACAGAGGCCUUAGCAACCCCAGUCAGGAUAACCAAAAAAAUUUAAGGGAAUGGUUCACCAAAAAUAAAUAAAUACAUCUAAAUAUAAACAAAUUUUCAAGUGGAUCCAAACCUUGUAUUCUCUCUCUCUCUCUCUCUCUCUCUCUCUCUCUCUCUCUCUCUCUCUCUCUCUCUCUCUCUCUCUCUCUCUCUCUCUCUCUCUCUCUCUCUCUCUCUCUCUCUCUCUCUCUCCCUCCCUCUCUCUCUCUCUCUCUCUCUCUAUUUUGUAGAUUAUUGUAAACUGGUAACCAUUGACAUCCCAGUAUGAAAAAAAUUAAUACUAUGGAAAUCAAUGGUUACAGGUUUCCAGUAUUCUUCAAAAAUGUUCUCUGUCGUGGCUGAGCAAAUGACAGAAUAAAAAAAAAUUAAUCAUUAUUUACUCAUCCUUGUUUUAAUUCUGUAUGCCCUUUUUUUGGACCACUAAAGGAGAAAUAAUUUUCAAAAAAUAUUCUUCUCAUGCCUGUAUAUGUAAUAAUACCAUAAUUCUAUUCCCAAUGAACUCUGCAUUCAUUUAUCCAGCAAUGCACCAUUUAUCAGUGUUCCCAUACAGUAGGUUUGAUGUUGUUUGUAGGAUGAUGAUUCUCUGGUUCUCAUUUGAUUGUUUUUACUGUGCUCAUUUCCGCAGAGGUAUCUGUUGAAUGUGAAGGUAAUUAUUUUUAGAUGCACAAAGACUUCAAGAUAAUCUGUCUCUGAGAGCUAAUGUUUAGUGAUUAGCGCUCCUAUGAUGGAUCACAAUGACUAAUGAUGACUCUGAUAGUAGGACAUGUAUGGAAAUGUAGAUCCAAUUAUCUCAGUUUUUGAGAAUGUGGCAAAUAAUUGACUGAGAGAAACUCUCAUUUUUAGAUUUAUAUGCAUCAUAUGUCAGAAUUAUUCAGCAUUUUUGUGCUUUUUUGUUUAGGAUAUGAAUGCAUGGUUAUUGUUGCCAAGGCUGAAUUUCUCAUGCUAGCCAAAGAAGCACAUUUGUUAAGUAAGAACUGUCGGCUUUGGCUAUAACCACUCAGAAUGUCGAUAAGUGUUAUGCUUUAAAACACUAAAUGAAGCACAAGAAGUUUGAAUGUGAUUCCAUGUGAAUAAUAAUUAAAGCUAUUUUGUGUGUCUUGCAAAAAUGCACAUUCUUGGCUCAAAACAGAAAUAUCCUAGGGCAAAUUCAAUGCUCAGAAAGUGGUAUUUCAGUGACAGACUUGUUAAUAAAUGCUGUUUCAACCAUUGUUAACAUGAUGUUGUUUCUAACAUGAGGAACAAUAAAAUGUAAAAAUGAA